This is a messenger RNA of Caenorhabditis remanei, 1152 nucleotides long. RefSeq lists its product as uncharacterized. Bases 1 to 1152 code for a protein of 383 amino acids. NCBI's taxonomy places the organism in Eukaryota, Metazoa, Nematoda, Chromadorea, Rhabditida, Rhabditidae. The record is from RefSeq and is a predicted model, not a curated record. The transcript has 5 exons.
AUGUCUGCUGAUGGAUUCUGGUUAUUCGAAGGAUUAGAAGAAGAACCGUACGGUCUUCUACCUCUUGUCAACUUAUCCGGAAAAGGAGGACCAACAAGCACCAAAUACGUAGAUCGUAUUGGAUCAUACCAAUGGUAUCUGAAUGAUGAGACGGCUACAAUCUUGGUUCCAGGAGCCCCAGUUGAAUCAUUCUACUGGCCAGGUGGCAAGUUGAUGCAAGAUCAUGGAGUGAUUAUUUAUGACGUCAAUCAUAUGAAAGUCCGAGAGGGAUCUUUGGAUGCCAUUAUUAUUGCUGCUCGAUUGUUGAGCGAGAAAAAAAAGAAGCCAAUCGAUUUCUCUCAAUUCCAUUUUAUCACUGAUGCUAUCAAUCUUCAAAAGAUCUUUGCUUUCUGUAAUGAAGCCGGAGAAGGAUUAUUCCGUAUCGACUGUGAACGUGUUGGAAAAACAGUUCUGCUUACCAGAAUGGAGGCAUCCGAUUUGAUGGAAAUCGGUCACGUCACUUUCGAUCAAAAUCUGAAAUCUCGAAUGACUCGUCCACGUGGAGCUCAUUCAACGGGUCCAUUCUUCCAGUUGGUUGCAUAUCAAUACGGGCAAUUCAGAAUUCUUGUGAGAUAUGAAGUGGAUUGUGCUGAUUACGCAGCUGUCAAGUGUAAUCCAGUCCCAGUCGACAAGUCCGAAGUGCUUCCAGAGAAGACGAAAAGUGAUAUCAAUCCAGAAAUUGAAGUUGUAAACUAUGGAGAGAUUCCACAUGAUGUUCCACUUCAAGUUCUCACUACUUAUCCCCAAGGAGCCGGAUUCCCAUUCUUCACUUGGGCUCAACUAUUCUUCACCAAUGCUAACCACGAACUCCUCGGAUGGUUCAAAGGAAACGGAGAUUUCGGAAAGCCAGCUAUCUAUACUCUCCAAGAUGUCUCUAAAAUGAUGAAACCACUGCCACUUGUCUCAUUGAGCAAAGUUCACGAUUGUCUCGACAAAGUUUACAAAUUCCUGACAAAGAAUGAUGAUAAUUUCCGAUGUGGUCUCGUGUGGAAAGGUAAAGCUCAUCUCGAAAUCUUUGCGAAACACGAAGAAGCGACCGGUGGAAUCAGCAAAGGAGUGCGUGAUUUCUUGGCAACUCAAUGCAAAGACGAUGAACCAGAAGAGCAGAAAUAA